This is a messenger RNA of Toxotes jaculatrix (banded archerfish), 1308 nucleotides long. It is a transcript of the gene crabp2a, whose product is annotated as cellular retinoic acid binding protein 2, a. Gene Ontology annotation, molecular function: fatty acid binding. The record is from RefSeq and is a predicted model, not a curated record. Bases 245 to 673 code for a protein of 142 amino acids. Gene Ontology annotation, cellular component: cytosol; nucleus. The transcript has 4 exons. Gene Ontology annotation, biological process: fatty acid transport. Lineage: Eukaryota; Metazoa; Chordata; Actinopteri; Toxotidae.
CCCGCUUACAACGUACACCGGCACACAGAUGAGAAAAGAGCUCUGACAGUCAACCACUCAUCACGGGAAGAGGGCAGAAGUAACUGGACAGGCAGAGUUAAACCAUCCGGCGCGCCCACACACCCAGACUAGAUUCAGACAGGACAAGCGAAGCUUUUUUUGACGCACACGAACAGCAGCGCAGGGACCAGACUUGGACCUCACAGUUCACCUACAUUAAUCCGCAAACUACCUGCAGCCUAACAUGGAGCGCAAAAUCCCUGAUUUCGCCGGCACCUGGGAGAUGAAGAGCUCUGAAAACUUCGAGGAACUCUUGAAAGCGUUGAAUGUGAAUGUGAUGCUGCGUAAGAUUGCAGUGAAGGCAGCCUCCAAGCCACUGGUGGAGAUCACACAAGAUGGAGAGACUCUGUCUAUUAAAACCUCAACCACAGUCCGCACCACCCACAUCACCUUCACUGUGGGGCAGGAGUUCAAUGAGGCCACAGUGGAUGGACGUCCUUGCACGAGUUUUCCACGUUGGGAAACAGACAAUAAGAUCAGCUGUGAGCAGACUCUGCUGAAAGGAGAGGGGCCUAAGACAUCCUGGACCCGAGAGAUCACCAAUGACGGCAAGCUGAUCCUGACCAUGAGAGCUGAUGAUGUGGUUUGUACCAGAGUCUAUGAACGACAAUAAACAAGAGCACUUCUCACUUUUCGUUCUUCCAGCCUCCCCUUCUCCUGCAUCACCACUUGCCUCACUACUCCCCUUUGUCAAGGCAGCGCUGGGAGAUGGCAGUUUUUAGUUUUAUUCCUUUAUCUCUGUUAGCUUCACUACAUAAUAAGUGUGGUAAUUGUAUCUACUAUGUCACAUGUCUACACAAUAGUCUUAGCUUCUCAAUUAUCUGUCUUUUCAGCUCUAUUCAAUGUGAUCAGCUGGGUUUUAAACAUGAAAACCUAUGUUGUGUUGUAUGCUUGAUUUGCUUAGUGAAAGCUCAUGUAUUUGGCAUUGUGUGGGUCUGUGUGUGCGUAUGUGUGUGUGUGUGUGUGUGUGCGGCAGCAGAAGAGGUGUGAGACUAUAUUUGUAGAUGUGUAAACCAAUCUAUGAGCUCUUCCAGUUUCAGGUCAGUUUUGAUGCGUCCCCUCCUGUCCCUGUUCCUUUAACCCUGUCCCACAAUUUUAACCUUUUCUAUCUCAUGAUGACGUUUUAUAUUUAUUACUACACUAGAGUCUGAUACAGUACUGCUAAGGUUUUUACUUUGUGUCUCUUUUAUAUUAAAUGUGAUACUAGGAUACAACACUUUCUAUGGGAAAACAAUAAAGCAUGAUAUU